CAAUCCCCAUCAAUGGAGGUAAGACCCUAGAGAGUGGCUAAGGCUGUAAGGCUGUAAGGCACCCACUGCCAAGACCAGAAAGUAGAAACCUCAUGCUGAAGCAUUUAGGAGGAUGGUCUAAGCUGUCCUCCCCGUCCCUUUUCCUCGUUUCCUCCAACCACAACGCCCCACCCUGCACAACCCUGAAUCUGUGCUCGGCCAUUGGAGCUCCGAAACUGAGCGCUCAACAAGUUUUGAGCAUUCGAUGCAGAGCGAGACGGAGAGUGAGAUAUGAGGACGAAGAUGAAGGAGAAGAAGAUGAGUAUGGGCACAACGCUGAGAUUGCGAUGCUGGAAUUAUACAGCCAGUCUGCAAGAGGAGAAGCUCUGCUUGUGCAUGCAAUGGUGGAUGACCAAGAUGUGGAAGUUCUCAUCUUCAAGGGGUUCUCGUCAUGCUUGAGCUAUAGGACUUCACCAGACCCAUCAAAAAGCAUUCUUCCUGCCAGGGCAGUGAUCAAGUCCAUAGACAGAAUCAAAGGGCCUUUCAAUCCGUCCGACAUAGAAUACAUUGAGAAAGGCCUGGCAUGGGAUGCCUUCAAGAGUCGUCUCCAACCCAAUUAGGAAACAAGGCAUUCUUUCCCAGCAUUUUAGAAAUCAUCUACCUCUAUGAAGGAACAUCAAUGUAAAAAGGCUAAAACUUUCUGAUACUUCUUCCCCUAGUUUUGUACCGUGCGAAACCAUUCACGAUACUCGUUUAAAAGCUCCUUUUGGCA
Molecule: messenger RNA, 751 nt
Organism: Vitis riparia (riverbank grape)
Lineage: Eukaryota; Viridiplantae; Streptophyta; Magnoliopsida; Vitales; Vitaceae
Exons: 2
Coding region: 93-599 (168 amino acids)
Cellular component (GO): chloroplast
Source: RefSeq, a predicted model, not a curated record